AUGGCUAGAGAGAGCAAUGCUCCGGUCGAGGGUAUAACCCCGCGGAAGACGAAUGAGCAGUCUCAGAGCUCCGCCUCCCAGCAUCCGGAGUUUGGCAGACCCUCGCCGAUGGGACAACCUCAGCGCCAACAACCGCCCCAGCGCCAACAACAGCCCCAGCCUCGCCCAGCCAACUCCAACCACCCCUUUAAUAUUCCAAAAUCCAAUCAUUCAAGACCUGAGCAUCACCGCCCCGCCCUCGCCCCGUAUCCUCCUUUGCUACCCAACAACACGGACCAUCACACUACCGACCACAAGCCAGUCAGGCCCUCGGCAUACAAUGAUCACCGCCCCUCGUAUCAAACAGGCGCGACCCCGAUCAAACGCCCCGAGCAUAUCAAUUACACAACACCGGCUGCCCCGCGCCCUAUCUUUCAGUCUAAAGCAGGCCCCCCGAAAGCUUCAAAUGCAUCGAAAAACCUUCAGGCUUUCAUAGACUUGACCCAAGAUGACCCCCAUCAGACUUACAGAGACUCCCAGAGCACUAGCCAUGGGCCUAGCUUUGGCGCCAUGGACGUCAACGGUUACGUUGAUACCGAGAAGGCGAAUGAAAACAUCAAGGCUCUCCUGGAAGGUGCAUUUGAGGAUGAGGAUGAGGAGAAGCCUGUUAAGUCCAAAUCCAAGAAAAAUGGCAAGAAGAAGCAGUCAAAGAAGGCCAAGGCUGCGGAUAAGGUCAAGUCUACUGAACCCGCUAAGGCGGAGAAAAAGGACGCAAGUGAUGACCUUGAUGACCUGGCAGCCCAACUCGAAGGUGUUACUGUCAAUGACCCCAAGACAACCGAGCCGAAGCCUGAGGAGCUUGAUACCAAGGUGCUUGGUACCUCAGGAGGAGCAUCGGACUCGGAGGCAGCGGAGAAGGACGAUGUCGCCGAUCCGGAGGAUGAGGAUGAGGAAGAUGAUGCAGAGGCUGAGAAUGAGGAAGAUGACGAAGAAGACGAAGACGAAGAUGAAGAAGAGGAUGACGACGCAAUCAUCCCAGGCUUGAAAGUCAACCUUCUUCCUCAUCAAGUCGAGGGCGUCAAAUGGAUGUGCAACAAAGAAACGGGACAACGUACGACUAAGGGGAUUUACCCUAAAGGCGGGAUCCUCGCCGACGACAUGGGCUUAGGAAAGACUGUCCAAGCCAUCGCCCUAAUGCUCCAAAACAACAAGUCUGAAUACGAACACAGCGAUAAAUUCGAUUCAUCUGCGGCCAAGAAAGACGAUUAUGCACCACCGGCAGCCAAGCUCAGCAAGACGACACUCGUUGUGGCACCGUUGGCGCUGAUCAAGCAAUGGGAAGGAGAGAUCCUCGAUAAAAUUGAGAAAACACACAGACUUCGUGUCUGCGUGUAUCACGGAACAAACCGUGCGAAAACGGCCACUUCGCUGGGUGAUUAUGAUGUUGUAAUUACCACCUAUGGAACUCUCACGUCGGAGUCUGGAACAGCCGCCGCAGACAAGGCCAAGAAAUCUGGAAUCUUCUCUGUUUAUUGGUAUCGCAUUAUUCUCGAUGAGGCCCAUACUAUCAAGAACCGGAACGCGAAAGCAACUCAGGCAGCCUAUUCUCUGGACGCCAAGUUCCGCUGGUGCCUGACGGGAACUCCUAUGCAGAACAAUCUUGAUGAGUUACAGAGUCUGAUUAGAUUCCUCCGAAUCAAGCCAUACGAUGAGCUGGCUGCCUGGCGAGAUCAGAUUAGUCGUCCUCUCAACAACGGCCGUGGUGGUCUCGCCAUCCAACGCCUACAAGUAUACUUGAAGGCUUUUAUGAAACGUCGCACCAAGGACGUCCUGAAGAACAACGCCAACUUGAAGGCUGGCGCAGACGAGAAGAAUAAAAAGUCGAAUGGCUUCCAUAUCGUCAAGCGUGAAGUCAUCAGGGUCGACGGCGAGCUUAUGGAAGGCGAAUUGAACUUCUACAAACGCCUCGAGAAACGCACAGAAAACAGAUUGGAGGAGAUGAUGGGAGGCAAGCUUGACUAUGCCGGGGCGUUGGUCCUGCUCUUGCGUCUUCGUCAAGCUUGCAACCACCCCGAUCUGGUUAAGAGUGACUUGGCUGCGGAUAAGGACGUUCUUUUGCAGAAUGGCAACAAUGGUAGUCAGUCCAAGGAGACAAAGUCGAACGAUUUGGACGACGUGGCCGAUCUUUUCGGUGCUUUGAGUGUCGUCACGAAGAAAUGCGAUGUUUGCCAGACCGAACUCAGCCAGGAGGAAGGAAAGAGUGGCGCAAGCCGCUGCGGCGAGUGCGAGGCCAAUCUGAACACGGAUUUCAUGACCAAGACUAAGACCAAGAAAGACAGGUCAAAGAAGAAGAAGAAGCCUCACCGACAUCUCAAGGAAGCCGCCCCGGAAGCCGCCUCCCAAGCAGCGCGAUCCCGCAAGAACCGACGUGUCAUUCUGGAUAGUGAUGACGACGAGGAGGAUGAGGAGGCCGAGUGGAUUGUCCCAGAAGACAAACGCGACAUGCCAAACCUCGGCAAGGCUGGAGGCUCUGAAGAUGAAGAUGCUGAAGGCGGGGGAGACUGGCUGGGCGUAUCUGACUCGGGUACAGAAGACGAGAUUGAUUCUCCUUCACGCAAAAAGAGCCAGCCUAUCAUUUUGAGUGAUUCUGAAGAUGAAACAGCAUCCGAAUCCGAAUCCGAAUCCGAAUCCGAUGAGGAUAUCUAUGAAACCCCCAUAGCAGCUGACGGCGUGCUGCCUUCAACCAAGAUUCGCCACUUGAUGAAGAUUCUCAACAAAGAGUCGGCGGACUACAAGUUCAUCGUGUUCUCGGUCUUCACGUCCAUGCUCGACAAGGUUGAGCCUUUCCUGAAACGCUCUAAUAUCGGCUUCGCUCGUUACGAUGGUGGAAUGAGAAACGAUCACCGCGAGGCGAGUCUGAACAAGCUUCGCAAUAACAGCGGUACCCGUGUGCUUCUCUGCAGUCUGCGGGCCGGUGCCCUUGGUCUCAAUUUGACCGCAGCCAGCCGCGUCGUGAUUAUGGAGCCGUUCUGGAAUCCUUUCGUGGAAGAACAAGCUAUUGAUCGUGUUCAUCGACUCAACCAGACAGUCGACGUCAAGAUCUAUAGAAUGAUCAUUAAGAACAGUGUCGAGGAGCGAAUCGUCGAUCUCCAAAACCGAAAGCGUGAACUCGCUAAUAUGACCAUCGAAGGCAAGUCUGCCGCAGGCAAGCUGACCAUGCGCGACAUGAUGGCCCUGUUUGGUCGCGAUGCGGAGUCUCGUUUCGAGGACAAGCAGAACACUUUGGACUUCAAGAAGCCGAGCGUUCUCCGAGGACCUGACGAAGACAAAGAUUAUGCCCCUUCUUCACAGAAUUCAGCCCGUUCUGAUUCCCGAGAUCAGGCGCGGCGGCAACAGUCGAAUCGUUCCAGCCCAGAGGACUCGGUUUAUGGUCGGCGUUGGUAG
Molecule: messenger RNA, 3423 nt
Organism: Penicillium cosmopolitanum
Lineage: Eukaryota; Fungi; Ascomycota; Eurotiomycetes; Eurotiales; Aspergillaceae
Product: putative SNF2 family helicase/ATPase
Exons: 3
Coding region: 1-3423 (1140 amino acids)
Cellular component (GO): cytoplasm
Molecular function (GO): ATP binding; ATP-dependent chromatin remodeler activity
Source: RefSeq, a predicted model, not a curated record